Messenger RNA from Microthlaspi erraticum, 843 nucleotides. NCBI's taxonomy places the organism in Eukaryota, Viridiplantae, Streptophyta, Magnoliopsida, Brassicales, Brassicaceae. The record is from the annotation of a GenBank genome assembly.
AUGACCUCUCUAUCCUCUUCAGCUUUCUUAUUUCUGUGUUUACUUUCUUCACCCUUUCUCUCAAACGCAAACACCAAAGCAAAACUCGGGUUCUCCACAGAUCUGAUCCACCGCGAUUCGCCUAGUUCUCCGAUCUACAACCCGUCCGAAACCUCGUCCCAGCGUCUAAGAAACGCAAUCCACCGAUCCAUAAACCGUGGUCUCCAUUUCUCAGGCCAAGAUGCAUCAGUUAGCUCACCCCAAACCGAGCUCACCUCGUAUGACGGUGAAUAUCUCAUGAAUAUAUCUCUAGGAACUCCUCCGCGCCCAAUCAUGGCGGUCGCCGACACGGGAAGCGAACUCCUCUGGGUACAGUGCAAACCAUGUGACAGCUGUUACCCUCAAGAUGAUCCUAUCUUUGACCCUAAAGCGUCUUCUACAUACAAAGAUGUUUCUUGCUCCUCAAGCCAAUGUAAUUCUUUUAGUAAAGCUGGAGCCGCCUCUUGUUUCACAAAAGACAACACUUGCAGUUACGAUAUACGUUACGGUGAUUUCUCAUACACCAAGGGUAACUUCGCUGUCGACACCUUAACUCUCGGUUCGACUAAUAACCGCCCCGUGCAGAUCAAAAACAUGAUCAUCGGAUGUGGUCACAACAACGCUGGGAGUUUUAAAAAGAAGGAAGAUGGAAUCGUCGGGCUUGGAGCUAGUCCAGUUUCGCUCAUUUCGCAACUCGGCGAGUCGAUCAACGGUAAAUUCUCAUAUUGUUUGGUCCCUCUAGAUUCAAAAGACAAUCCAACGAGCAAGAUCAACUUCGGAACCAAUGCUGUUGUGUCGGAACGGGAGCUGUCUCAACUCCUUUGA